CCGCGCGCUGUAACAACCUAUCGACGCGUGUAGGCGCAGCCAGGAAGAGAAAGGCUCACAGCACACCCUGAGCGCCACCCCGACCAGCAUGCCCUGGCGCACCUGUCAUAUACGACGUAGGAGCCGAGACAACUGAUUCACGCGCGACGCGGCCUUCCUCUUCCUCCUUAAUCUGGCCGUCGUACAAGGCCAGUAAAGAGUCCCUGCAUUGGAAGCUACCCUGGACCACCUCGCUCUGAGCGUCCAGUGCAACUGCUGAAGAUCCCAAUUCUCGCACAUCUUCCCUUCCCGAUUCCCCAGCUCUUUUCGUUGUCACACCGCCGUGAUGGAUCGCAGAUCUUCAGAUGAAAAACGACCCAAGGAGGACCAUGUGGUCGAAGAGGAGUACGCGUCUUCGGACUCGGACGUGCUCUCGAUCAAAGAUGCCGCUCGGGGCGACAACCUCCCUGAGAACUACUUUUUGAGCGUCGCUUUCAUUGGGACUGUCGUUGGCCUCUGUCUGGGACAGAUCGCAGCGUACAUUUUUCUGAUUCUGCCGACAAACGUACUCAGUUUCAUCAACGAGGACAUCGGUCCCAGCAAAAAUAUAGCAUGGGUCAACAUCGCCAGGACACUGGCGGAGAGCACAAUGUUCCUGGUGUCUGGCCGCUUGAGCGAUCUGUUCGGCCGUCGGUGGUUCUUCAUCGGCGGUAAUGUCAUCUGUCUGAUCGGCCUUAUCGUCGGCGCAUGCGCGAAGAACAUGGACACACUAAUUGUCGCAUCUGCCGUGUACGGAUUGGGAGAGUGCAUCCAGCUGAGCUUCGGCGUGGCUAUCGGAGAACUCGUGAAGAACAAGCACAGGCCUGUAGUCAUGUCGUUCAUCUUCGCGACGUCUGCACCUAUUGCGACGUUUGGUCCCAAGAUUGCGAGGGCUUUCGUCCAGAAUCCAUCUCUGGGCUGGCGCUGGACAUACUACCUGAACAUCAUCGUUGUCAGCAUAGCCAUCAUUCUUCUCUUCUUCUGCUACCACCCCCCGAACUUCGAGCUCCUUCACGAGCACAAGUCAAAGAAGCAGCAGAUGAAGGAACUCGAUUACCCAGGCAUGUUCUUGUGGACUGCAGGACUCGUAAUCUUCCUCAUGGGUAUCUCUUGGGGAGGUGGUAUUUACCCAUGGAAGUCAGCAGCAGUUAUCUGUGCAAUCGUUAUCGGCGCUGCUUGCCUCAUUGCUUUCGGCUUCUGGGAGGCCUAUGGCAACACUAAAUUCCCCCUGAUGCCGAUGAAGUUCUUCCGCAACCGCGGCUUCAUCUCGCUCGUAGCCUGCGCUACAGUCGCGUCCAUGUUCUACUACUCCGCAGUCCUGCUAUGGCCGCAGCAAGUCUCUGUCAUGUACACGACUGACAUCAACUACGCCGGCUGGCUCUCCUGCACUGUAUCCGCCGCUACCGCCCUGGGCCAAAUCGCUGCUGGAGGCUUAAUCAAAUUCUUCGGCAAAACGCGAUACUGGCUCAUUCUUUCCGCCUUCGGCAUGGUCGCCUUCGUCUCGUCGUGCGCUUCUUUGACCCCAGCAACCAAGAACAUGGGCAUCGCAUUCACUAUCAUCGGACCCUUCUUCGUCGGCUUCAUCGAGCUCGCUGCCCUCUCUCUCGCCCCGCUGUUCUGCAAAGCCGAAGAAAUCGGCGUGUCGUCCGGCAUGCUGGCGUCGAUCCGUGCAGCCGGCGGCUCCAUUGCCGUAGCCGUCUACUCCACUAUCCUCACCAACCGCCUCUCCACCACCAUGCCCGAGGUCGUUGGCGGCGCCGCAAUUGCCGCAGGCCUGCCUACCUCCGACGUCCCUGCUGUCCUCGCCGCCGUGACCGCCGGCACCGUCGCCAAAGCGCCCGGCGUCACUCCCUCAAUCCUCGCUGCUAUCGGCGCGGCGGUGCCGACUGCGUACAGCCAGGCGUUCAAGACGGUGUACCUUGCUUCGUUGGGCUUUGGAGGUAUUGCCAUCAUUGGAAGUCUGCUGACUGUUGAUCCGGAAAAGCAUUUGACGGAUAAGGUGGAGAGGAAGCUGCAUGGGAUGGGGGUCAAGGAGACGGCGGACAUUCAGCAUGUUGAGAGGCAGGAGAAGGUGGAUGAGGUCUGAGGGGCCAUUGGAGUUCCAAAGAAAACAC
This is a messenger RNA of Paraphaeosphaeria sporulosa, 2132 nucleotides long. Its product is annotated as fungal trichothecene efflux pump. Gene Ontology annotation, cellular component: membrane. The coding region runs from base 326 to 2104 and encodes 592 amino acids. Gene Ontology annotation, biological process: transmembrane transport. NCBI's taxonomy places the organism in Eukaryota, Fungi, Ascomycota, Dothideomycetes, Pleosporales, Didymosphaeriaceae. The record is from RefSeq and is a predicted model, not a curated record. Gene Ontology annotation, molecular function: transmembrane transporter activity. The transcript has 7 exons.